CUUGAGAUUUCGGCACGUGGUGCCCGCUGUCAAGCCCCCAGGGUCACCAGACGCGGAUCCGCAGCGAGGGGGUCCAGAGCUCCUCGGGGCCGCGGGGGGAAAAACGUAUCGGAAGGUGCUUGGGCAUCCGCUGUCUGCGAUUGGCCCGAGAAGAGGCAUCGAUCGCGCUCGGAGUCGUUCUGGGAAGGGCCCCAGCGCGCCAUGUCGUCCUCCGGCCCCGCCAGCUCUCAGAGAUUGCGGGGCGCUUGUGCGCGGAAGUAUUUGUGCUUUGUCCUCGCCUCCGUGCAGCCUUCUCCCUGAUCGGUCCCCUGGGCCACCCGCACAAGCUGCCGGAGAAGCCGCCGAGGAUAGUCGUGGAGCUUUUCCAGGACCUCUGCUGCCCCUUCAGCAGGAAGAUGCACACGACGCUGCAGGAAGUGGUCCCCGCCUACGAGGCGUCGCACCCUGGAGCGAUCCAGUGGCUCUACUGCAACGUGAUCCAGCCAUGGCACCCGCAGUCGGCGGUCAUGCACGAGGCGUGCAUGGCGGUCGCCGCGGUGAAGCCAGAGGCCGUGUGGAAGUUUUGUUCGGCGGUCUACGACCAGCAGGAGAACUUCUUCGACGACAAGGUCAGAUCGAAGUCCGCGAACACCCUCCACGACGAGCUGUGCACGAUCGCCGCAGAGGCCACGGGCAUCCCGAAGAGCGACCUGGGGGCGCAACUCGCACUCAAAAGCGGAGGCGGGAACGCCGGGUGCCAGAUCACGCAGCUGGUCAAAUGGUACACCAAGAUGCACCGGGUGAGGGGCGUGCACGUGACACCGACGGUCUUCGUCAACGGCACCGAGGCGCCUCAGGUCGGGAGUGGAUGGUCGGCGGCGGAGUGGAAGGACUUCUUGGACCCCAUGCUCGGGCCUGCAUCCUGAGCCGAGGCCACUCCUCCUGCUCCCUCCUCCACCUCCCUCGCUCCUUGAAGCUUCGGGGUAUGCCCCCUGCCGGCCCAAAUGAGAGGUCUGGGCUGUUGGACAACCUAAUCGCAGGGGAUUUUGCCAGUCGCGCGCCGCGCACGGCACCAUCGCAGGUGUUGACGUUGACCCCCUUCAGCGGAUGUCCUGUCCUGUCCUGUCCUCCCUCCCUUGCGUCCCCUGAGUCCCAGCCCUCCGCUCCCUGCUCCCGCCGCCCCGCGCGCCCCCGAGGGCGCGCGGCCCGAGCGUGGGACCCCCGCGGCCGCCGCACAGGCGGCGCCUUCUCGCGGGGGUCGCGCGACCGCCGCCCCGUCGGGGGCGCCCGAGAGGCGGGGAGGACAGGCCCGGACCUCCGACGAAAAGGCGGUCUUCAGUCGCUGCGUGUUGCAUUCGCGUCCGCCCGCGCCCUGUCUCCCCAAUUAGUGCUUUGCGCGGCCCGCCUAGCUCUUAACCGGAAGAGGCUCGCUCUCGACCCCUUUCCUGGAGGGCCCCCCUCGGC
Prorocentrum cordatum is the source of this 1443-nucleotide messenger RNA. The record is from the annotation of a GenBank genome assembly. NCBI's taxonomy places the organism in Eukaryota, Dinophyceae, Prorocentrales, Prorocentraceae.